AUGUCAUCAUUAUCCUAAUAAUUCGAACUUUAGCAUAGAGAUUCAAUUUAAGAAUCCUUGUUGAAUGAAUCAUCAAUUUAUAAUUAAGAUGAUUAUCAUUUAGAAAGCUCACAAAGCAUUUCAAAUGGAAAAUAAUUUUAGAAUAAAGCCAAAUUGGCUAUGGAAGAAAGAGCAGAGAAGGAAUAACAAUAAUCACAACAGUAUAUUUUAGAGAAAAUCCGAUAACUAUAUAAUGAUAGUUUAGAAGGUGUAUCAUUGAAAUUGAGUACAUCUUAUAUUAUAUUGUAGACAUAUUGUAUUAAUUACCAAUUUUGAGACCUAAACAAAUAAUUUUAUGGAAACUAUUUAUCAAUCUAUUAACUUUAUUUGUGUUUUUUGAGGUUCCUGUUUAUAUAGCAUUUGGAUAAGGAUUUUGGAAGGUAUAACAAUUUAUAUAAUUUAAGGAAUUGGAUACAGAAAAAUAAGUUGCUGCAUUGUAUUAUUCAAUAUCUCUUUUUCUUGUUAUAGAUAUGGGUUUAGAUUUUAUAACUGCUUAUUAUAAACAUGGAGUAGUCAUAACAGACAGUCGAAAAAUAGCAAUAAAUUAUCUAUAUGGGAAUUUCUUUUUUGAUCUUACAGCAGUAAAGCUUUAUUAUAUAAUAAUAGUUAAUAAUCUCAAUUGCUAGAUUAUCUCUAUUCACUCCUAAUUUUAGAUUUAUAUUUUUAAUGUUUUACUUUAAAUUACCUUCAUUUUUAAGAUUUGAUGAUUAGUUGAAUGAAAUGGUAUUACUUUAUAGAAGAACGAGAGUUUUUUAUGAAGUUGGAAAAAGAGUUAUUUUUAUGUUUUUUGCUUUCAAUGUAUUUUUGUGUGUUUUUUAUAUUAUUGGAUUACAUAGUGUAGCAUCAAAUUAUAAUUCAUGGUUAACAAAUUCAGGUAAUUUUGGAAUUAUAUUGGAUCGACCAUUGCAUGAAAUAUAUUUUUUUGGAUUUUAUUUUUCAUUGGGAACAGUCUCUACUACUAUGGGUUAUGGUGAUAUAGUAAAUAUUUAAUUAAAUUGAUUAGUCUCCUAUGAAUAUAAUAGAAUGUUCUUGGUCUCUAUUAGGAGUAAUGUUUGGACUAAUUAUUUUUGCAAAUAAUAUCAACUCUUUUUAAAAAAUGAUGGAAGAAUAUAAUUUAAAUGAUCUUAAACAAUUUAAAUAUAAGGUAAGCAUAAAUAAAUUUAUGGAAUAAAAAUAAGUAUCAUCUGAGUUACAGGAAAUAAUUAGAUAAUAUCUCAAUGAAUAUUGGCAUUAAUAAGGACUUAGAGAUUAAGAACAAGAGAUAUUGGUAUUUUAAAUGUUGGCUCCUGAAUUAAAAUAAGAAUUAAUGUAUUAAUCUUAUGGAUAAUUUUUAUAAACAACAUUUUUCUCAAAAUAUUUUUCAAAACCUUUUUUAAAAGAUCUCUCAGAAAAAAUAUCAGAAGUUAAUUAUUCAACAGGUAAUGUAAUAAUUGAAGCUGGUGAUUCUAAUGAUGAUUAAAGUUUUUAUUUUAUAUAAAGUGGAACUGUAAUUAUAAAAUGUGGUAAUUCAGAAGUUGUAAAAAAGAAAUUGAUAAAGGGAGAUAGUUUUGGUGAAUUUGCUUUUAUGACAGGUAUUAUAUAUUAUUAUUUAAAAUAAAAGGAUAAGCAAGAACAGCUACAGCCUAUUCUUAAGAAUAUAGUUAAUUACAUAAAAUAUCUAGAAAUGAUUUCUUGGAUAUCUUAAAACAUUAUCCUGAUGAUUAUGAAAUAUUUUGUAAAUUGAGAGAUGAAUUGAUUUUUUCAUAACAUUUUCAAUCACUUGGAUAAUUUUGUUGGACUUGUCAUAAAUUUGAUCAUUAUGCAUAUUCAUGUCCUUUUACUCAUUAUAUUCCUGAAGUUUAAGACUUAGUUGAAAAUGCCACUAUUUUAAAUUCAAAUCAAGAUAGAAUGAAAAUUUAAAGAUAUGAUAGAAAACAUUGGCCAACAAGAACUAAUCAAAAGACCUUAGUAAAUGGUUUGAAUAAAUCAAAAAUUAAGAAAUUUGCUAAUGUUAUGGUACUUUAUAAUUAUAAUUGAAUUAGUUGAAAACAGUAAAAAAUAUCAAUAUGCAAAAAUAAUCUCCUCUCAAAAAGUAAUCGAGUAUCCAAUAAAGUGCUUAAUCAUUUGGAUUAGAUUCUGAAUCAAAAUUAGAAUUUAAUAAAUCUGAAUCAAUAUAAGAUGAUUCCCUAAAAAUAAAUUAGCAAGAUGAUGGUGAUAUUUCUUAAGUUUAAUUGACAGAGUAAAAGGAUGUUGAAAAGAAUAAUCUAUCAUCAUUAUAAAAUAAACUUAAUCAAUACAGAGAUUAAUAGCAAUAUUAAAUCCAUUAAGGUUUAGAUUAUUUUGAUGAACCUUAGAAUUUCAAAUAUUAUUAGAAAAAAUUCAAUUAUUCAAAUUACAAAGUUUUCCAAGGAUUUAAAGAAUCUUAAAUGAAAAAAUAAAUAAACAUUAGAAAAUCAUUUAUGCCAGGAACAUACACUUGA
Molecule: messenger RNA, 2498 nt
Organism: Paramecium pentaurelia
Lineage: Eukaryota; Ciliophora; Oligohymenophorea; Peniculida; Parameciidae
Source: the annotation of a GenBank genome assembly